This is a messenger RNA of Trichoderma citrinoviride, 1077 nucleotides long. RefSeq lists its product as hypothetical. Bases 1 to 1077 code for a protein of 358 amino acids. The record is from RefSeq and is a predicted model, not a curated record. The transcript is spliced from 3 exons. Lineage: Eukaryota; Fungi; Ascomycota; Sordariomycetes; Hypocreales; Hypocreaceae.
AUGCCAGCCACCCAAGACGUUGCUCUAGAUUCGGACACUGUCCUCGACGCUUUCCGCGAUGUAAAGCAAGCCACCGACGACUUCAUCGUCAACAACCAUCUGGACACAUACUGUGACGAGUUUCUGCCAAAGUCCAACAAGCUCGCCAUUUCCAUUUUCUGUAAUGUUUUCGAAGAGCUCGGCUGCCCAAUUCGAUCCGCAAAGCCAGGCACAAGGCUCGAGCGCAUCAAUCAUGCGCCACAGCACAAGAAAUACGUGGAUUAUAUCUACAGAGUGCUGGAAAAGAAUGCGGGUUUGGUCGAGAUACAUGACAAGGACAUCACCAACGUGACUCGCACGGCAACUGAAUGCCCCAGCAGAGAUCUCGGCCCCAUGUUUGACCAGCUUCUGCAACAGCGGCCAGCUCAAGAAGCUGAGAUCAAGCUCAUGCGAUUGAUGAGUCCCAAGAUAAGCAAGUGUCUCCAGGGAGAAGGGGAGGCCAUCCAUUUCCUUUUCGGCUCUCGUGAGGGACGCAUCCUCCUCGACAGGCUUUACGCCACAUCCGAUGCCAGCAGCACAAUCCUCGAGCAGCUGGAAACCUUUCUGAAGGAAAUCGGCAGCGAGUGGCCAUCGCACACUUCGCCUCUCAAAAUCCUUGAGAUUGGGGCCGGAACCGGGGGCACUACGUCUCGCCUGCUUCCAGCACUGGCGGCACUGAAUAUCCCCAUAGAAUACACCAUCUCGGAUCUCAGCGCUUUGCUCGUCUCUGAGGCAGCCUCUACCUACGCGCAAUACCCCUUCUUGAAGUUCAAGGUGGUCGACAUCGAGAAGGAGCCGGACGAAGAACUGCUCAAACAGCCAACACAUCGUUCUGGGAUCCAAUGUCCUCCAUGCGACCCGAGACCUGGCGGUGUCUCUGAAGAUUAUCCGUUCGAAGACGGCCGUAAGCAUGCUCUGCAGAGUACUCAGGCUUGGGAAAAGGUGAUUUCCUCUGCUGGGUACGGCUUCGUGGACUGGACGGAUGGAAAACGGCCUGAAGCAAAGUCUCAGAAUCUGAUCUUUGCGAUGGCAUCAGACCCCGGGUCGAUAUAUGGCUAA